Molecule: messenger RNA, 3179 nt
Organism: Oncorhynchus mykiss (rainbow trout)
Lineage: Eukaryota; Metazoa; Chordata; Actinopteri; Salmoniformes; Salmonidae
Gene: napab
Product: N-ethylmaleimide-sensitive factor attachment protein, alpha b
Biological process (GO): regulation of synaptic vesicle priming; synaptic transmission, glutamatergic; intracellular protein transport
Cellular component (GO): terminal bouton; vacuolar membrane; synaptobrevin 2-SNAP-25-syntaxin-1a complex
Molecular function (GO): syntaxin binding; soluble NSF attachment protein activity
Source: RefSeq, a predicted model, not a curated record
UAAAGUUGGUUGCCAACUGACAUUAAAAAAGAAAAAAUCCACAGAAGAAGAAGAAGACCAAGAACAAGACAACAACUGCUGCUUUACUACAUUUCUAAAGUAUACCUAGUUGUUACAAACAUGGACAACUCUGGAAAAGAGAAGGAAGCCUCGGCUCUGAUCGCUGAGGCUGAAAAGAAACUGAAAUCAUCUCAGUCGUUUUUCGGGGCGUUGUUUGGAGGCUCAUCCAAGAUGGAGGAGGCCUGUGAUAUGUACGCCAGGGCUGCCAACAUGUACAAGAUGGCGAAGAACUGGUGUGCUGCAGGUAAUGCGUUCUCCCAGGCGGCCCGGCUCCACCUGCAGAUGCAGAGUAAACACGAUGCUGCUACUAACUUCAUAGACGCUGGAAACGCCUUCAAAAAAGCUGACCCACAAGAGGCAAUCAACUGUCUGAACCGAGCCAUCGAGAUCUACACAGACAUGGGACGGUUCACCAUCGCAGCCAAACAUCACAUCUCCAUCGCAGAGAUCUACGAGACAGAGCUGGUGGACAUUGAUACGGCUAUAGCUCACUAUGAACAGGCAGCAGACUACUACAAAGGAGAAGAGUCCACAAGCUCUGCUAACAAGUGCCUUCUGAAGGUGGCUGUCUAUGCAGCUCAACUGGAACAGUACCAGAAGGCCAUAGAGAUCUAUGAACAGGUUGGGACCAAUGCGAUGGACAGCACGUUGCUGAAGUACAGCGCUAAGGACUAUUUCUUCAAGGCAGCUCUCUGCCACUUCUGUGUGGACAUGCUCAAUGCCAAACUGGCCUUGCAGAAGUACGAAGAAAUGUUCCCUGCCUUCUCAGAUUCUCGUGAAUGUAAACUGCUGAAGAAACUUCUAGAUGCGUGUGAAGAACAGAAUGUGGAUGUAUAUACUGAUGCCGUGAAGGAAUAUGACACUAUCUCUAGGUUGGACCAGUGGCUGACCACUAUGCUCCUCCGCAUCAAGAAGACCAUAGAGGAAGACGAGAGUGACCUGCGUUAAUGGCCUUAAUGUCACUAGACACCUAACCCCCCCCCACCCUAAACCCCUAUAUCCAUUUCUCAGACCAAAACCUCAUCCAUACCUAGGGCUGUUAAGACCGUAUUACCAUCUCCCCAGCAGUCACCAGUCAUGAUUGCAGUCAAAUUCCCCAUGAGUCAAGGUAAAACUAGGCUUCUCCAAAACUGAGCUGUGUGAUGCCGCUGAUGGUAAUUGGUACUCGGCGCUCUAUUGUCCCUGUAAUCACUUAAUGCAAAUACAGUGGAGAAUCAAAUCAAACACUUCCUGAUAGCCCUGGCAGUCAAGAGUUGAGUGGAAUAGGAUCACCUGUUGGGCAGCGAGAGCCAGCUCCUCAUAGCUGGUUGAUGCAUGGAGUUAAAUAUGUGCUCUGUUUUAGACAACAUUUCUACAGCCUAUGUUAUGCAAAUUGCGUGAGAAAAAAAGUUUUGAUGGCCUCUGUUAAAAAGAGGAGGAUCCUAUCAGCUUUCUAUAGGCUAGGCCGACUCUAUUUAUUUCUCAACUUUCUUAAUAUUAUUAAGCACGUUACAACCAGAGUCGUCUACCUGGCUGGCAUGAAAUUGAACCAUGGGAAAAGCGUCCUCCAUUCAAGUGCAUACAGAUGACUUUUUAUUUUUUUAAAUUGCCCGUUCAGACCGGUUAAUGGGCCCUUCUAAAUCAGAACUCGUUUCACACACAUUAUUUAGUAUUUGUAAAGAUGACAUUAAAUGGAAAAUAGUCUGAUCGGGUGAAAAUAUUAAUCACCUGGGAAUGAUGCCCAAAUUAUGAUGUAAAAAAAUUAUUCAUUCAUGAAUUUAUGGUGAUAGAGUCGGCUAUAUUGAAUGAAUUAGAAAUUCUUUUUUUUCUUACAAAAAAAAAAUGUAGACGUUCCAGUAGAAGCACGACAACGAUGGUCCACGUCAGUGGUCGGCCCGGAGAGAUGCUUAACGUGUUUAUCUUCAUUAACGGUCCAUUUAGUGUGAGAGCCUCAGUUAUUAGCAUGACACUUACCAGUUGACAAAAUGUAAUGACCGUCACAGCCCUACCCUAGGGUUUCCUAAACUCGGUCCUCCGGACCACAAGGGGGGGCAUGUUUUGCUUUUUGCACUACACAGCGGAUUUUUAAAAUAACCAACUAAGCAUCCAGCUUUAAUCAUUUUGAAUGUGUUGUGUAGUGCCAGGGGGUCCCGAGGACCGAGUUAGGGUAACGCUGCCACCCCCCCACCCCCCCGUUGCCUCAGGCCCUACACCCUGGCUUCUACUCUUGUGCCUUUUUUUUACAGCAGUGUAGCUCAUCUUGCCUUUGCAGCGUAUCUCAUCUUGCCUUUGCAGUGUAGCUCAUCUUGCCUUUGCAGCGUAUCUCAUCUUGCCUUUGCAGUGUAGCUCAUCUUGCCUUUGCAGCGUAUCUCAUCUUGCCUUUGCAGCGUAGCUCAUCUUGCCUUUGCAGCGUAUCUCAUCUUGCCUUUGCAGUGUAGCUCAUCUUGCCUUUGCAGCGUAUCUCAUCUUGCCUUUGCAGCGUAGCUCAUCUUGCCUUUGCAGCGUAUCUCAUCUUGCCUUUGCAGUGUAUCUCAUCUUGCCUUUGCAGCGUAUCUCAUCUUGCCUUUGCAGCGUAGCUCAUCUUGCCUUUGCAGCGUAUCUCAUCUUGCCUUUGCAGCGUAUCUCAUCUUGCCUUUGCAGCGUAUCUCAUCUUGCCUUUGCAGUGUAGCUCCUCUCAUCACCCCGGUGUUGAUCAGGUCAUCAACGCUAGUCCUAGUGCAUCUCCUGUUCUGCUGAACAUGGUGCAAAACUGUACCACCGGCUGUGGCCAUCAAACGCUAAUCAGAACACUAAUAUGUGGACUGUACCAUAGUGGGAGAGUUACUGCAGAGUGCCUUUUAGAAUGAAACCAGACAAUCAUGAUGUGCUGUGGACUGCACACGACAAAGGGCAGAGCUAAUCGGAAGGGGAAUGUCCCUGAUUAAAACCUGUACUCUCUCUGCUUUGGGACACCUCAGGAAUGCUGGACUGCUGAACCCGAUUUGAGGAAAUGCAUGUAUUCACACAGUGGCCUUGAAAGACCUUUAAUAUUGAUAAUAAAAUGUAAUUUACAAAGUAUUUUUAAACAAGGUUACAGAUAUAAAUGAAUAAAUUACCCAUACAGAUAAUAACCUAGUUAUGGUUUUAAAAUUCAUUUUUUU